Messenger RNA from Xenopus laevis (African clawed frog), 6129 nucleotides. It is a transcript of the gene frmd6.L, whose product is annotated as FERM domain containing 6 L homeolog. The record is from RefSeq and is a predicted model, not a curated record. NCBI's taxonomy places the organism in Eukaryota, Metazoa, Chordata, Amphibia, Anura, Pipidae. Gene Ontology annotation, cellular component: cytoplasm; plasma membrane; cytoplasmic side of apical plasma membrane. The transcript is spliced from 16 exons. The coding region runs from base 670 to 2502 and encodes 610 amino acids. Gene Ontology annotation, biological process: positive regulation of hippo signaling.
GGGAGGGGAUGGGGAUGGGAAUGUGCAGCGAUAGGAUCCAGCCAGUGUGGAGCGUUCAUUCGGCUCCAAGCAAACACACAAUCGGCAUCUGUAAGGCACUGACAGACUGUGGGAGUGGGAAACUUUCCUCACUUUUCCCUUCUUCCCCAAGGAUACACUUCCCCCUGUAUGGCCAUGCAGAUUGGUGCGCUCACCCCGAGGAUACAAGAUCUUAAGAUGGCCAUGGACGAGCUGACCGAUAUCGGCAGAAGACUUGGUCGGCUUGUCGAUUGGGCUGGCUGGAAAAUUAUGAUCGGGCUCCUUUGAAGGUGUAUAUUGUAAUGUCUGCACAAUGUUCCAGCCAAUCUUCAUCACUGGUGUUAGGCCACCGAAACAACUGACUGAACAUUGGCUUUUACGUUGACAACAGUGCUUUGGAGCAAUAAAUCACUCUACUACUGAUCCCAUUGUGACAAAAAUUAGUGACGGUCAAAACUCAAUGUAAUUGAUUUAAACUAUUGACUUUACUGCAGUCCAACCUGGAAAGGGGAGAUAGUUGUUGAAUAGAGGAGCACGCCUCCCCGAUAGAGCCUGAUAAUGAGAAACCCUGAGAGAUCAGUGAAUCUUAGUCUGUGGUGUCUGCUAAGGCUUGGAGCACCACAGUGACCCCCAGACAAAGCCCUAAACAAAAUGAGCAAACUGAACUUCCACAACAAUCGAGUCAUGCAGGACCGACGGAGCGUAUGUGUCUUCCUACCAAACGAUGAUACUUUGAAUAUCAUUAUAAAUGUUAAAGCACUUUGUCAGGAGUUACUGGAGCAAGUCUGUGACCUCCUGCAUUUGAAAGACUGUCAUCUCUUUGGCUUGAGCGUAAUACAAAACAAUGAGCAUGUUUAUAUGGAGCUUUCGCAGAAGCUUUAUAAGUACUGCCCUAAGGAAUGGAAGAAAGAAGCUAGCAAAGGUAUUGACCAGUUUGGCCCACCUAUGAUUAUUCAUUUUCGAGUGCAAUAUUAUGUUGAAAAUGGUAGAUUAAUAAGUGACAGAACAGCAAGAUAUUACUAUUACUGCCACCUGAGAAAACAAGUGCUACACUCCCAGUGUACGCAGAGAGAAGAGGCCUACUUCCUACUGGCUGCCUUUGCUCUUCAGGCCGAUAUGGGCAACUUCAAAAGGAACAAGCACUACGGAAAAUAUUUUGAGCCAGAAGCCUACUUCCCUUCUUGGGUGAUAAAGAAGAGAGGGAAGGACUACAUCUUAAAGCACAUUCCAAACAUUCAUCGUGACCAAUUUGCUCUGACCGUGUCGGAAGCACACCUUAUGUAUAUUAAAGAGGCAGCCAGGCUUGAUGAUGUUGCUGUGCAUUACUACAACUUGUAUAAGGAUAAAAGAGAAAUUGAAGCAUCAUUGAUUCUUGGGCUCACAUUAAGAGGAAUCCAAAUCUUUCAGAGUUCAGAUGAAGGGAAGCAAUUGCUGUAUGACUUCCCUUGGACAAAUGUAGGAAAGCUAGUGUUUGUGGGAAAGAAAUUUGAAAUUUUACCAGAUGGCUUACCCUCAGCCAGAAAGUUGAUCUACUAUACUGGCUGCUCUGUCCGCUCUCGACAUCUUCUUCAGCUGCUUAGCAAUAGCCACCGUCUCUACAUGAACCUGCAACCUGUUCUGCGCCAAGUCCGGAAGCUAGAAGAACAUGAAGAAAAGAAACAGUACAGGGAAUCAUACAUCAGUGACACUCUGGAUCAGGACAUGGAUCAGUUAGAGAAGCGUUCUCGUGCCAGUGGCAGCAGUGCGGGCAGUGCCAAGCACAAGCGUCUCUCCAGGCACUCCACAACAAGCCACAGCAGCUCACACACCUCAGGGAUAGAGGCAGAUACUAAGCACAGGGACAUUGGGCCAGAAGACAGUUUCUCGGGGACAUCACUUCACAGAAAGCUGAAAACCUGCAGCUCUAUGACGAGCAACAGCAGCUCCCACACUUCUGGGGCAGAGAGUGCUGGGAAGGACAGGCUGGAAGAUGACUCUCAAGAUGAUGAAAUAGAGAUGUUGGUUGAUGAUCCAAAAGAUCUUGACUUGCCCUUGGACAUCAGCCCCGACUUGUGUAUUUAUAUCACAGAAGACAUGCUGGUUUCCCAACAACUAAACGGACAUUCAGGUUUGGUUGUUAAAGAAGUAAACUCAUCAACUUCUAGUUCCUCGGAAACUGUGGUGAAGCUGCGUGGCCAAAGCAUUGACUCUUUACCACAGACGGCUUGCAGAAAACCAAAGACUUCUACAGACCGGCACAGUUUAAGUCUGGAUGACAUCCGUUUGUACCAGAAAGACUUUUUACAAAUUGCGGGCCUCAAUCAGGAAACAGCCCAGAGCUAUACAUUUGGCUGCGGUCACGACCUGCAUGAGAGAGGCCUUUACUGCAAUGGCUGUCUCGCUCAACAAUGCAUCAACAUUAAAGAACCUCUUUUAGCCAAGAAAGCGAGUAAAUAUUUUUCUCUGGAUCUCACACACGAUGACUUCCCAGAAUUUGUAGUGUAACCCAGAAUUCUUAUAUCCAGGCCUGGCUGCCUGUUUGCCAAACAGCAUAUAGGAAGAGCAAUAUCUUUCUAAGUACUUUUCUGUUACAAAUAAGACAAUCAAACAUUAUUUUCAGUAACCUAAAUGAUGUUCGUUUUACAAGGUACCAUAUUUUUUUCUGAUUUUUGCAUCCAGGAUAUUUUUAUCUUAUACACGUGAAGAGCAUUUGUCUGAAAUUCAGUGCCAUUGGAAAUACGUGCAAGCCAAAGUUAAGAAAAACUCUUGCCAAUAACAGGAGGAAGAAAGGAGAUAACAGUGGUCGAACGAGUUUCACAUAUAGGAAAAAUGGACAUGAAUUUUUGUUAUCCCAAUCCAGAUGGAUGCAUCGUGAAUUAAGCUAUGCUAAGACCUGUAGUAUUAUAAACCGCAAUAAUGCCAUGUUAAUGUUCUCUUUAAGGAAUUGCGCAUUAUGUGAAACCUGAGGAUUUAUAAUGCCCAUGUACUGGGGACCUAUUUACUUUUUCCAAAGAGGCAAACUUCUUGCCCAGCAAGGGGGAUACAGAAAGCUGAUGCACCUCCUUCAGCCAUUCUAUUUGUGUAUACAGCAGCUUGAAUAGCUUUGAAGACAUUGUAAUAGAAACAUUUUUGGAACUACUCGUGGUGUCAUGAUAGGAAAAGGUAAAUUAUCACCAAAAGAUUUGUAUUUAUUCCACAUGUGUACAUUCUACAAUGAACUCCCAACACUUGAAAGGGCAGUACACCAUGAUGUUAGUGAUAGGACUUUGGCUGAGCAAACAGGGGAAUUGAAACUACUCCAUGUUUGGUUCUUGCAAGGCAGAUAAUUAGAUUCCCUGUGGACAGAUAAUCCCCCAGCACAAUGGACUUCUACUUAUCUGUCCUCUGGGAAUCUAGCAAUCUACCUUGCAAGAACCAAACAUGGAGUUGCUUUACUUUCCCUGUUUAGCUCAAGAAAUAAGAAAAAACAUGGAUUUUUCAUGAUUAGAACAGUAGGAAAAUGGUAUGUUCAGCCCAAGCCCUGUUAAUUGAACUCAUGUUGAAAAGAAUACAUAAUGUAUAAUUGAAUGGUCCCUUCUGAGCCCUCUGCUGAUCUGUCCACACAAGUGCUAGACUAAGCAACAGAUGCAUUAAGCAUCUCCUGAUUCUUCUCUGCUCAGUUCUGUGUCUCCUAUCACAUUGAGCCCCUGUCCCAGAGAGAACUGCAAACAGUGAACCUGUUAGAAUGACAAGAUACUGGCAGUGUAAAAAACAUUAAUACACUGUCUAUAACGCCUCGUAUGAAAAUGUGAAACCCCUAUUUUAAGAAAGAAAUCUCAGUUGAAAGUAGUGGCACUCAAUCUCAAGCAUUGACUUUGCUGAGCUCUACAUGCUGAAUGAAAGAUAUAUAUCAAGGUUUUAUGGGUGUUUUUUUUGUUUUGACAGUUGAUCUCAUUAAGUAUUUUUAUACAUCCUGUAAAAUAUAUCAAAUGUUACGUGUAUAUAUAUAUAUACUGUAUAUAUAUCUAUGGGUCUUAUAGGCUCUUUAUUCAAAUGCUAAUUUUAGCUUGUUAGUACAAUGAUACAUUGAAGGGCUCAACAAAUUGUUCAUGUGUACUUGUGCCGGCCGCUCAUAAUUCACACGCAGGACACUACAUUACGGAGCAGUGAUAUUCAGCCUGUGGCACUCAAUUGAUAAUUCAAUACAAACCCCUAGCUAUCUAAGGUUGCUGAGGAUUUUACUUUUAGAAGUUGGUGGGGACAGAACUUGUACUUUGCUGGUGUAGAGAAUGGCAAAUUGACUUCUAUUUAUCCAUGUGUUGAGAAACCCCAUUUUGCAGGUUUUAUAACCAAACAACUUUAUGCACUUCCACCCCUCCCCCAUUUUAAAACACCAUCAUGUGAAAUUCUUUUAAGGGAUACCCACUCAUACAGGGAGUCAUUUAUUGAAGCAGUGCAGGGCAGAUGAUACAUUUGACCGACAUGAAUUUCUUCCAGGUACAUAGAGGGGCAAUGACGCAUCUUUUAAUUCAUUUUGGCAUAUGUAGCUGCUAAAGGCUGAGACAGAGCAUGUCAUGGAUAGAUUGGGGAAGGACAUUUGCACAGCUUUGGUGUCCCUGAUUUUUCUUCCAGCUGUAUUCAGCAAAUGUAGCUCUGUGCUUCUGCCUUGCUAGUUAGAGGUUAAUACACAGGCCUGGCUGAGGCACAGAUAUCACUGCCAUUGGCCAAUCGGAUUCAUGGAAAUAGUGCCUGGGGUAAAGACUCAUCAUUCUGAUUGGUGUGCUUGCUAAGAGCACAAAUUAUAGCACAGUAUCUAUUUCAUAUGAAAACUUUAUUUUAUUUUUUUUUUACUGUAUGUUUUUUCUAAAUGCUUAAAUAUUGUCCUUUUCUAACAUUCAGGCUUUUGCAAGGAAAAAAAAACCUAUUUUUGUAUUGUUUUUGUAUCGAGAUUUUUUUUAUAUCACUCAUUGCAUAUAAUCAGUGUUAAUACUGUUUUGUUAAAAGUAGGAUUGUGUGUAGUGCAGAAUAUUGCUAGCAACACUUCGUUGUACAUGCUGUUCUCAUUCUGUAUCUCUUAUAACUGAAGCUUCAUAGCUUUGUAAAUAGGUAGGCAGCAAAAUGCUUAGUAUGGUAACAAAUGGGUUCAGGCCAUUCUAUCUCUGAUAUUGGCAUAGGAUUAUAUAUUAUGUGCUGACCUCUGCGUAACUAUUACUGCUACAGGGAAAACUGCUACAUUUGGAGGGUGGUGGAAAAGAAUUUUGAUUCAUUUGUUGUGUGGGGCAAGUUAACUAACAAGAUGCCAAUUGCCGCCAUGUUUUCCAAGUAGCAGUCAGUGGAUGGGGAAUGUCAGUUCUUCAGGUUGUACUGGCAGGUGGAUUCUGUUUUUUAUAGCCUUGGAUGUAUGUACAAUAAAAAUAUUAGGGCUGCUGAAGAAAGCCAUCCGUUCAAAAGAAUGAAAAGCGGUAUGUUUUCUAUAUAGUAACAAAAUAUAUCCUCAGUGUGUAUGGGGGGGGUCAGAAUAUCCACACCCAUAUUUAUUUAUUUAAUGAAAUGUAAACCCUCAAAAUCAGUUAAUCUAAAGUUGCUCAGAGUAGUCGUCUAAGCACUUCAAUUCACGUUAUUGGUUUUCCAGUUUUGAAAACCAAUAUAACGAAUUUGAAACAACAUCGCCACCUGCUGUUCAUUUCAGCCAACUGGCUGCAGUCAGCUGAGGAGAGUCUUGUGAUGUAGCUCUGCUUGGAAUUGUCAGAUGACUCUUUUCUGCUCUCUAACUUAAUCUCCUAAAAUGAACAACUUCACAAGUGAAUUUUCACCUGACUGUCAGACAAAACGAAGAGCAGGUCGGGCCUUUUUCAGAAAAAGGGCAUUCUGCUCAUAUACCCAGAUCAUGUUUCAAACUGCCCAGCUAAUGUUGGCAUCGCCCUGCUAAUAUGCAAAGUCUGCACAAUAUAAUGAUUACAUGCCAUCUGUAUGGAGGUUGCUGCUAUAGAAUCUCACUGUCAAUCACAUCAUAUUUCAGAGUUUACAACAAUAUCUUAAAGAGUAAAGGGUCACCCACUUCAUACAGUACAGUGGGAAUAAUGAGAAUGGAAGAUGUUUCAUUGGUUCUGGAUUUAAAAAAAAAAAGCAUAUAUAUAUAUAUAAUACACAAAA